CUCUCGCUCUCUGGCUCGCUUCUCUCGCUCGCUCUCGCUCCUUUUUUUGCCUUUUUUCUCUCGCUCGCUUUCCGGACCUUCUCCGGGAGCCCCGGGGAUCUAAAAAUCGCCACCAGGAGCCCCCCCAUCCCUUUUGGCGGAUGCUGGAGUCUGGUCUCGGGAUAGGAGUGACCGCUUGCUGGUAACACGUCCGGACCGCCCCCCCCAAGGUUUUGCCUCUGGAUUCCGGUGGGCAGCCACCGCUGCAGCCAGCCGAGGGGAGGCAAAGAAAGAAAGAAAGAAAGAAAGAAGGAAAAGAAGCCGGUUGUAAGGUGAGCGCCCUUUCCUCUCUCCUCCUUCCCUCGCUCCAGCCGGAGCUGGUCAGUUUCAGCCCUCGGGGGCUUGGUCAAUUUCACUGCGCCUUGCAAGGCCGGCCCGCCCGCCCGCCAGCCCGGGAGGGUUGGUCCGCUUCAGCCGCCCGCCACUUCUCCAAGCCGGCCUCCCGUUCCUCCGAGGAGCACCUUCCGUAGGGCGCCAUGAAUAGCAACAGUUACUACGACCAGACCCCCCCUCAACCCUAUUACCAGGGCGAGGAGCAAGAAGAGAUGCCGGCCACCGAGAAGGACCUGGCCGAGGACGCGCCCUGGAAGAAGAUCCAGCAGAACACCUUCACCCGCUGGUGCAACGAGCACCUCAAGUGCGUCAACAAGCGGAUCGGGGACCUCCAGAAGGACCUCAGCGACGGCCUCAAGCUGAUCGGCCUCCUGGAGGUGCUGAGCCAGAAGAAAAUGUACCGCAAGUACCACGCGCGCCCCAACUUCAGGCAGAUGAAGCUGGAGAACGUCUCGGUGGCGCUCGAGUUCCUGGACCGCGAGCACAUCAAGCUCCUCCCCACAGACAGCAAGGCCAUUGUGGACGGCAACCUGAAGCUGAUCCUGGGCUUGAUAUGGACCCUGAUUCUGCACUACUCCAUCUCCAUGCCCAUGUGGGAGGACGAGGACGAGGAAGAUGCCAAGAAACAGACGCCCAAGCAGCGCCUCUUGGGCUGGAUCCAGAACAAGGUUCCCCAGCUGCCCAUCACCAACUUCAACCGGGACUGGCAAGAUGGGAAAGCGUUGGGCGCUCUGGUGGACAACUGCGCCCCAGGCCUGUGCCCGGACUGGGAGAUGUGGGAUCCCAACCAGCCGGUGGAAAACGCCCGGGAAGCGAUGCAGCAGGCGGAUGACUGGCUCGGGGUGCCCCAGGUGAUUGCCCCCGAGGAAAUUGUGGACCCCAAUGUGGACGAGCACUCGGUGAUGACUUACCUGUCUCAGUUCCCCAAAGCGAAACUCAAACCCGGAGCCCCCCUGCGCUCCAAGCAGCUCAACCCCAAGAAGGCCAAGGCUUACGGCCCAGGCAUCGAACCGCAUGGGAACACCGUCCUGAAACCAGCCCAUUUCACCGUGGAGACCAUCGAGGCAGGAAUGGGAGAGGUCCUGGUCUAUAUUGAAGAUCCGGAGGGACACACGGAAGAGGCCAAAGUGGUUGCCAACAACGACAAGAAGCGGACGUACGCCGUCUCCUACGUGCCCAAAGUGGCCGGCUUGCAUAAGGUCACGGUCCUGUUUGCGGGGCAGAACAUCGACAAGAGUCCCUUUGAGGUCAACGUGGGCAUGGCGCUGGGCGAUGCCAGCAAGGUGUCCGCCCGUGGCCCAGGCCUAGAGCCCGUGGGCAACGUGGCCAACAAGCCCACCUACUUUGACAUCUACACGGCAGGGGCCGGGGCCGGCGAUGUGGGCGUGGUGAUCGUCGACCCCCAGGGCCGCCGUGACACCGUGGAAGUUGUGCUGGAGGACAAAGGCGACAACAUCUUCCGGUGCACCUACCGCCCCGUCCUGGAGGGACCGCACACCAUCUACGUCACUUUCGCCGGAGCCCAGAUCCCGAAAAGCCCUUUCGUGGUCAAUGUGGCAGAAGCUUGCAGCCCCAAUGCUUGCCGGGCAAUGGGCCGUGGGCUCCAGCCGAAGGGCGUGCGCGUCAAGGAGGUGGCCGACUUCAAAGUCUACACCAAGGGAGCAGGCACCGGCGAGCUGAAAGUUGUGGUCAAGGGACCAAAAGGCACAGAGGAGCCGGUGAAGGUUCGUGAGGUGGGCGACGGAGUGUACGAAUGUGACUAUUACCCGGUGGUGCCCGGGAAAUAUGUCGUGACCAUUACGUGGGGCGGCUACGCCAUUCCCAGGAGUCCCUUUGAGGUGCAGGUGGGACCGGAGGCGGGGCUGCAGAAGGUCCGGGCUUGGGGGCCCGGCUUGGAGACCGGCGUUGUGGGCAAAUCCGCGGAUUUUGUGGUGGAGGCAAUCGGCACCGAAGUUGGCACUCUGGGCUUCUCCAUCGAGGGCCCCUCGCAGGCCAAGAUUGAGUGCGACGACAAGGGCGACGGUUCGUGCGAUGUGCGCUACUGGCCCACAGAGCCGGGCGAGUACGCCGUGCACGUGAUCUGUGACGACGAGGACAUCAAGGUCAAGGCUUUCGGCCCCGGCCUAGAGCCAACGGGCUGUAUUGUGAACAAACCAGCUGAAUUCACCAUCGAUGCCAGAGGAGCUGGCAAGGCGGCGCUCAAGAUCUACGCCCAGGAUGCAGAAGGCGUCCCCAUUGACAUCAAGGUCAAGGAUAACGGCGAUGGUACCUUCUCCUGUGUCUACGUCCCCACCAAGCCCAUCAAACACACCAUCAUCAUCAGCUGGGGAGGUGUCAACAUCCCCAAGAGCCCCUUCCGGGUGAUUGUGGGAGAAGGAAGCCACCCUGACAAAGUCAAGGUGUACGGUCCUGGAGUCGAGAAGACGGGGCUGAAAGCCAAUGAGCCCACUUACUUCACAGUGGAUUGCAGCGAAGCUGGCCAAGGGGACGUGAGCAUUGGCAUCAAGUGUGCCCCAGGCGUGGUGGGGCCGGUAGAGGCCGACAUCGAUUUCGACAUCAUCAAGAACGACAACGACACCUUCACAGUGAAGUACACCCCACCUGGCCCCGGGCGUUACACGAUCAUGGUGCUCUUCGCCAACCAGGAGAUCCCCAUCAGCCCCUUCCACAUCAAGGUGGAUCCUUCCCACGAUGCCAGUAAAGUGAAGGCAGAGGGACCGGGACUCAACCGGACAGGCGUGGAGGUUGGGAAGCCCACCCACUUCACCGUCUUCACCAAGGGGGCCGGCAAAGCCAAGCUGGACGUCCACUUCGCUGGGGCCAUCAAGGGUGAGGUGGUGCGGGAUUUUGAGAUCAUAGACAACCACGACUACUCGUACACCGUCAAAUACACCGCCGUGCAACAGGGGAACAUGGCAGUGACUGUGACCUACGGAGGAGACCCCAUUCCCAAGAGCCCUUUCCCAGUGAACGUGGCGCCCCCCCUGGACCUCAGCAAGGUCAAAGUGCAAGGACUCAACAACAAGGUGGACGUGGGUCGUGACCAGGAAUUUACCAUCAACACGAAGGGAGCCGGGGGUCAAGGCCAGGUAGAUGUGAAGAUCAGCUCACCCUCCCGCCGCCCGAUCCCCUGCAAGGUGGAGACGGGCGCCAGCAGCCACCUCCACUCGGUGAAGUACAUGCCGCCGGAGGAAGGGCCCUACAAGGUGGACGUCACUUACGACGGGCACCCUGUCCCGGGCAGCCCCUUCACCGUCGAGGCCGUCAUGCCUCCAGACCCCUCCAAGGUCUGCGCCUACGGGCCGGGACUGAAGGGCGGCUUCGUGGGCAAGCCUGCGCCUUUCACCAUCGACACCAAGGGAGCUGGGACCGGCGGGCUGGGCUUGACGGUGGAGGGCCCCUGUGAGGCCAAGAUCGAGUGCCAGGACAACGGCGACGGGUCCUGCUCCGUGUCUUACCUGCCCACCGAGCCUGGGGAAUAUGCCAUCAACAUCCUCUUCGCUGAAUCUCACAUCCCCGGCUCCCCCUUCAAGGCCGACAUCAAGCCCGUCUUCGAUCCGUCCAAGGUGACCGCCAGCGGCCCCGGCCUGGAGCGCGGCAAGGUGGGCGAGGUGGCGACCUUCAUGGUCGACUGCUCCAAGGCGGGCGACGCCGAGCUCACCAUUGAGAUCAUCUCCGAUUCGGGGGUCAAGGCUGAGGUGGUGAUCCAGAACAACAGCGACGGGACCUACACCAUCACCUACAUCCCCUCCUUUCCCGGCACCUACACCAUCACCAUUAAAUAUGGCGGGCACGCCGUGCCCAAAUUCCCCGCCCGGGUCAACGUGGAUCCUGCUGUGGACACCAGCAACGUCAAGGUCUUUGGGCCUGGAGUGGAACCACGAGGUGUCCUGCGUGAGGUCACCACCGAGUUCACCAUUGAUGCGCGCUCUCUGACCAAGACGGGGGGCAGCCACAUCAAGGUGCGCGUCAUCAACCCCUCGGGGGCCAAGACAGAAACGUACAUCACCGACAAUGGGGAUGGCACUUACCGCGUACAAUACACCCCCUUCGAGGAUGGGGUGCACCUCGUGGAGGUGACCUACGACGACGUGCCGGUCCCCAAGAGCCCCUUCCGGGUGGGCGUCACCGAGGGCUGCGAUCCGAGCCGCGUCCGGGCUUACGGCCCUGGACUUGAGGGCGGACUAGUGAACAAAUCGAACCGAUUCACCGUGGAAACCAGGGGCGCAGGGACCGGGGGUCUUGGCUUGGCCAUCGAAGGCCCGUCGGAGGCCAAAAUGUCCUGCAAGGACAACAAGGACGGAAGCUGCAGCGUAGAGUACAUCCCCUUCACGCCGGGCGACUAUGACGUCAACAUCACCUUCGGGGGGCGCCCCAUCCCCGGGAGCCCCUUCCGCGUUCCUGUCAAGGACGUGGUGGAUCCCAGCAAGGUGAAGUGCUCUGGCCCCGGGCUGGGGGCUGGUGUGAGAGCGCGUGUCCCGCAGACCUUCACGGUGGACUGCAGCAAAGCCGGGCUGGCGCCGCUGGAUGUGAAGGUGUUGGGACCCACAGGGAUGGCUGAGCCGGUGGAAGUGCGCGACAACGGGGACGGCACCCACACUGCGAACUACACGCCGGCCACCGACGGCCCGUACACCGUCUCCGUCAAGUACGCUGGACAAGAAGUGCCCCGGAGCCCCUUCAAGAUCAAGGUCCUCCCGGCCCACGACGCCAGCAAAGUGCGAGCCAGCGGCCCCGGUCUCAACGCCUCUGGCAUCCCGGCCAGCCUGCCCGUCGAAUUCACCAUCGAUGCUCGAGAUGCUGGCGAGGGCUUGCUCACCGUCCAGAUUCUGGCUUGUGACACAAUCCCUCACGUCGAGGAGCCCCGUGACACCGAGCAGCUCCACCCGUCCUUCCCGGCGCACCACGCUGGCGGCGGAUACCCCCCGCCCUGGGCUACAGACGAACCCGUCGCCCCUCCGGAGAGCGCGGACUCCAUGCUGCGCCCCUUCAACCUGGUCAUCCCCUUCACGGUGCAGAAGGGGGAGAUCACAGGGGAGGUCCGGAUGCCUUCUGGGAAGACGGCCCGGCCUCACAUCACCGACAACAAGGACGGCACCGUGACGGUCAAGUACGCCCCCGUGGAGAAGGGCUUGCACGAGAUGGACAUCAAAUACGACGGCAACCACAUACCAGGGAGCCCGCUCCAGUUCUAUGUGGAUGCCAUCAACGCCCGCCACGUGAGCGCCUACGGGCCGGGGCUCAGCCACGGGAUGGUGAACAAGCCGGCAACGUUCACCAUUAUCACCAAGGAUGCCGGCGAAGGGGGCCUCUCCCUGGCCGUGGAGGGUCCGUCGAAGGCCGAGAUCUCCUGCAAGGAUAAUAAGGAUGGCACCUGCAGUGUCUCCUACUUGCCGACGGCUCCUGGCGAUUACAACAUCAUCGUGCGCUUUGACGAUAAGCACAUCUCGGGCAGCCCCUUCACGGCCAAGAUCACAGGUGACGAUUCCAUGCGCACGUCCCAGCUGAACGUGGGCACCUCCACCGACGUGUCUCUGAAGAUCACAGAGAGCGACCUGAGCCUGCUGACGGCCAGCAUCCGGGCGCCGUCGGGCAACGAGGAGCCCUGCUUACUCAAGCGCCUGCCGAAUCGGCACAUUGGGAUCUCGUUCACUCCCAAGGAAGUAGGCGAGCACGUGGUGAGCGUCAAGAAGAGCGGGAAGCACGUGACCAACAGCCCCUUCAAGAUCAUGGUGGGCCAGUCGGAGAUCGGCGACGCCAGCAAAGUCAAAGUGUCCGGCAAGGGGCUUGUGGAAGGGCGCACGUUCGAGGUGUCCGAAUUCAUCGUUGACACGCGCACCGCGGGCUAUGGCGGUCUGGGCCUCUCCAUCGAAGGCCCCAGCAAAGUGGACAUCAACUGUGAGGACAUGGAGGACGGAACCUGUAAAGUCACGUACUGUCCCACCGAGCCCGGAAACUACAUCAUCAACAUCAAGUUUGCUGACAAGCAUGUUCCAGGAAGCCCUUUCACGGUGAAGGUGACGGGCGAGGGGCGGAUGAAGGAGAGCAUCACCCGCCGGCGCCAGGCCCCGUCUAUCGCGACCAUCGGCAGCACCUGCGAUCUCAACCUCAAGAUCCCAGGGAACUGGUUCCAGAUGGUCUCUGCCCAGGAGAGGCUGACGCGCACCUUUACGCGCAGCAGCCACACCUACACGCGCACCGAGCGGACCGAGAUCAGCAAGACGCGCGGCGGCGAGACCAAGCGAGAGGUGCGGGUGGAGGAGUCCACGCAAGUGGGCGGCGACCCCUUCGCCAACGUCUUCGGCGACUUCUUGGGCCGCGAGAGCCUGGGCUCCUUUGGAAGCAUCACUCGGACCCAGGAGGGUGAGGCCGGCUUACAGGCCAUGACGGCCCAGGUGACCAGCCCGUCGGGGAAGAUGUCCGAGGCGGAGAUCAUCGAGGGAGAAGACAGCGCCUACUCCGUCCGCUUUGUGCCACAGGAGAUGGGCCCCCACACGGUCAACGUCAAAUAUCGCGGCCAGCAUGUGCCCGGCAGCCCCUUCCAGUUUACCGUGGGGCCGCUGGGGGAAGGAGGCGCCCACAAGGUGCGGGCUGGAGGCCCCGGCCUGGACAGAGGCGUCGCCGGAGUGCCAGCUGAGUUCAGCAUAUGGACCCGGGAAGCUGGAGCUGGCGGUCUCUCCAUCGCGGUUGAGGGACCCAGCAAGGCGGAGAUCGCCUUUGAGGACAGGAAGGACGGAUCCUGCGGCGUCUCCUACAUUGUCCAGGAACCAGGUGACUACGAAGUGUCCAUCAAGUUCAAUGACGAGCACAUCCCCGACAGCCCCUUCGUGGUCCCCGUGGCCUCCCAUUCGGACGAUGCUCGCCGCCUGACCGUCACCAGCCUUCAGGAGACCGGCCUGAAAGUGAAUCAACCCGCUUCCUUUGCGGUUCAGCUCAAUGGGGCGCGAGGCGUGAUUGACGCCAAAGUCCACACGCCCUCCGGGGUGGUGGAGGAGUGCUACGUCUCAGAACUAGACAGUGACAAAUACGCCAUCCGCUUCAUCCCUCACGAGAACGGCGUCCACUCCAUCGACGUCCGGUUCAACGGCCGACACGUCCCUGGCAGCCCCUUCAAUAUCCGAGUGGGCGAGCAGAGCCAGGCCGGUGACCCCGGGCUCGUCACGGCCUACGGCCCAGGGCUCGAGGGGGGAACCACAGGUGUCUCCUCCGAGUUUGUUGUGAAGACCCGGAACGCGGGAUCCGGCGCCCUUUCCGUCACCAUCGACGGGCCCUCCAAGGUGCAAAUGGACUGCCAGGAAUGCCCGGAGGGCCACAAAGUCACUUACAUGCCCAUGGCGCCAGGAAACUACCUCAUCUCCAUCAAGUACGGAGGCCCCCAGCAUGUGGUCGGCAGCCCCUUCAAGGCAAAAGUCACAGGUCCCCGCCUCUCGGGCGGACACAGCCUCCACGAGACCUCCACCGUGCUGGUCGAGACCGUCACCAAGGCCUCCUCUUCCUCCUCCUCCUCGGUGGGGGGCAGCUACAGCACCAUGCCCAAGUUCUCCUCUGAUGCCAGCAAGGUGGUGGCCCGGGGGCCUGGGCUAACCAAGGCCUUUGUGGGCCAGAAGAACACCUUCACGGUGGACUGCAGCAAAGCAGGCACCAACAUGCUCAUGGUGGGCGUCCACGGCCCGAAGACCCCCUGCGACGAGGUUUACGUCAAGCACAUGGGCAACCGGGUCUACAACGUCACCUACACCGUCAAGGAGAAAGGGGAUUACAUCCUCAUCGUCAAGUGGGGGGACGAGGGCGUGCCCGGCAGCCCCUACCAAGUCAAUGUGCCCUAAGGGGCCCGAUCCCCUUGGUCCCGCCCUGCGCCUCCAAGACACACGGACUGGCACUGCCAAACACCCACAAUGCCCCUCGGGGCGGGGCCGAGGCCAGGAGGACAAUUGGGGAAAUGGGGAGGGGGGAGAGCUGUUUGGACUCUUGACGUUUCACUGAUUUUUUUUUGGGGGGGUGGCCCCAGCUGAAGAGGGGCCGGGAUGGGGAAAGGGCAGUGGGUGGGCAUCGUUGUGAGCUUAAAAGGGCGAGCACACACACACACACACACACGCCAGCAGAGCGGGCACCGGGAGCAAGAGGGACAAAGAAGAAGGGGGAACGAAGUCAAUGUGAGAAGAAGCGAGGUGGCAGGAAAAGGACUCCGUGGCAGGAGGACCACUGGGGGGGGGGAGGCUGUGCUCGGUGGUUCCACGCUGGGAGGUGGCGUGCAGGUGGUGGCGGUGGCACUGAUAAGCACUCCCGCCUCUCGCCACCAUCCUUGCAAGACGUAAUUCUUGUGGCUUGGGAAGCAGGGGAGGAAAUGUUGAGGGCGAAGGAGCGCGAAGAGAAGGGAGCGGAGAGGAGACGCCAGGAUGGAUGGGCAGAAGAGACUGGGGUUAAGGGCAAGGUCAAGGGGGGAACCAGGUGUCCCCCUGUGCCACCCACCCCUCCUCACAGCGGUAGGACCCAUCGGGACGCUACAGAGGGAAGAGCCGUGUAGAUUGAUGGGCAAAAAUAUGUCUGAGGCCAUUGUUGCUAGUGGACAAAGGUUGAGCCCAGGAUCUGGUGGGUGGGUGGAUGAGUGGGGGGUUUCCCGGCCGGUUCUGCUGCUCGAGCCCCUUUGCGCGUUGUGAUGGCCUUGGGGCCUUUGCAGGCGAAUUUUCUGAUCGCCUGAGUCCUUCGCUUUAGGGUUUUAAAACAGGGCAAAAGGCAAACACACACACACACACAGAGCCCUUUUGAGUGUUUUGCAUUAUGCCCCUGCCCCCCGCCCAAACUGGUGGGCUGCCUCGGUGAACGAGGGCACAGCUCAAACCAAAGAGUUUUGUUUUUCUGUUUUUUUUUAGAAAAGAAGGAAAGAGGAAGAAAGGAAAAAAAAAAGAUUUUAAAAAUAUAUAUUCUGGUGGGGGGGGAGGCUAGGCAUUGUGGCCCGUGCAGGGAGGGGGGGAUUCUCCCAACUGGACGCCCGUUCCGGGGAGGGGCCGUUUUUUAGCCCCGUGUUUGUGGUUGCGUGUGUCCGAGGGGCUGGAAGGGCGCCUCUCCUUGCAGACGGCGGUGGGGUUGGAAUUCACCUGCUCGCCCGCAAUAAAGGUGACUUGCUUUGGAA
This is a messenger RNA of Pogona vitticeps (central bearded dragon), 9502 nucleotides long. NCBI's taxonomy places the organism in Eukaryota, Metazoa, Chordata, Lepidosauria, Squamata, Agamidae. The record is from RefSeq and is a predicted model, not a curated record.